Messenger RNA from Anopheles stephensi (Asian malaria mosquito), 2267 nucleotides. Its product is annotated as transmembrane protease serine 9-like. Gene Ontology annotation, biological process: proteolysis. The transcript has 5 exons. Gene Ontology annotation, molecular function: serine-type endopeptidase activity. Bases 178 to 2079 code for a protein of 633 amino acids. Lineage: Eukaryota; Metazoa; Arthropoda; Insecta; Diptera; Culicidae. The record is from RefSeq and is a predicted model, not a curated record.
AUAGUGACGGACACACUACAGCAGGUCUGCAAUUAUCGUAGAUCAGUGUCGUGCGAUAAGCGUGGCUUCGGCGGGUUUCGGGGAUGGGUUCAUUCUAUGCUUGGCGAUGCUUAAGAAGUUCGUUAAUUAGGCGUCGUCAAGCUCACGGAAAGAUGUCAAUUACCAUGCACCGCUUGUAUGGGCGAUAGAAGAGUUCACCAUUUUGCACCCGCCAAAACCAAAUCUCACGCUUCUCGGACGUCCAUCAAAAUGGAAUACAAAACAGAAAUAUUGGACACAAACAGUUCCGAACCGGUUUUAUUCCUUCGAUCUAUCCCGUAUUGCACAACGAGUCUGCUGCACAGUCGAUCGCACCUCAGUAAAGCUUCACUGUCCGUAGAAAGCGAACGUGUGGACGGGGUAUUCGCUUCUACCAUGGCAAUCCUUUUACUUUUCCUGCUAGCAGGUGUGGCCAGGUGUGUAGAAUUUUUGGACAGCGCUCCACCAGACUAUACCACCGGGAAAGGGUUCGCAGACUGUCCGGAUCGUUUUUCGAAAACAUGGAAGAUUCCCGUCAUCGAAGCAUUUGGAGGAGAACGUGCGUAUCAGGGUGAGUUUCAGCAUAUGGCCGCUAUCGGUUGGACCAGAGCUGAUGGGACGAUAGACUAUCUGUGCGGUGGAAGCUUAAUAACCUGGCGGUACAUCUUGACUGCGGCUCACUGUGCUGUCGAUUACAAAAACCUUCCGCCGGAUACGGUUCGCCUGGGAGAUACGGAUCUUGGCAGCACGGACGAUGAUGACGAUGCACAGCAAGUGGGGAUCGCCCGGUUCAUCAAGCAUCCGCAGUAUCGAGAAUCGAAACGGUACUACGAUGUGGCGCUUGUUGAGCUAGCGAAGAACGCCGCCCCAGACGAUCCGGUUUGUGUAGCGUGCGUGUGGCGUGAACCGGAUGCACCGGAUGUUAUUCUGCAAGCGGUGGGUUUCGGUGCGCUAGGAUUUGGGGAAAUGUUAAGCCCGACCUUGCAGAAGGUGCAGCUUCGAACGCUCGAUAAGCCGAGAUGUGCUGAACGUAUACCGAUGAAUCGUCGUCAAAUGCCGGAAGGUUUGCGUGCGGAUCAGCUGUGUGCCAGCAGUGACACGAUGGACACUUGCGAGGGUGAUUCGGGAGGACCGCUUCAAACGGAGCUGCACGAUGUGUUUGGGAAUGUAUAUCCGCUGGUGGUGGGUGUCGUAUCGUUCGGAACUCCAUGCAUAGAGGGCUCAACGGGAGUUUACACAAGGGUCAGCUCGUAUUUGGAUUGGAUAGAGAAGCAGGUCAACCAAUCGCUUAGCUAUAGCAACUGUACUGGAAUUCAACUGUGCGAUCGCAAACAAAAUCGCUCCAUUGUGGCCAAAGCGAAAACGCCAUGGCCAGUUAAUCGCGUUGGACUGCUGUGGAAGAAGGAAGAACGGGACCUGUACCAGUGUGGAGGACUGCUGAUCGAUUACCAGUAUGUACUGACGUCAGCCGAUUGUGUCACGUCCAGCAGAGGUCCUCCCGAGUUCGUUGCGUCGAGCCCAAACAGUGCUCUUGCUUCCGUUGCGGACGUGCAUGUUCAUCCCCAAUACGAACGACAGAGAAGCUCAUCGUACGAUAUAGCUCUUAUUAAGCUUCGUCAAUAUGCAAACCUCGAAGAAACGCAACCCGUAUGUCCGUGGAUGAGGAGCGAAGAGACACAGACCAACCAUCUGCCCCUUCAAGUGGCAGCAUCAAUUUCCCAGAGACGCUUUCUCCUGAACCAAUAUACCAACGAAUCGAGGCAGCUGAUCCAGCAAUCGGUACGACGUGAACCGUGUGCAGUUCAGCAAGAUGGCGAUGCAAACGAUCUGAUCUGCAUCAAGCGUAACAUAUCACUGGUGCCGGAAACGUGUCAGGUUGAUUACGGUGGUCCAGUGAUGCUGGAAGUGGCUAAAAAUAAGUAUCGUGUCCGUGGUGUGCUGUCCCGCCGAACCGAAGGAUGUGGAAGCAAUGUAAUAUUCACCGACAUUACACCCCAUCUGCAGUGGUUGGAAUCGAUCAUGUUUAAGAAUUUAAAUGAAUGGCUCGUAUUUACCAAUUAAUGAGCAAGCACCUACCUACCUCAAUGAUUAUCUCCAAUGAUGGAAGAAGAUGAGCUAGCUUACACGACAUGCAAGUUAUUCGCAGCGAUAGUAAUCAAUCAGUCAAAAUGCUGACAUGGAAUAAAGAUAUCUGCAGAAAGCUGAUCAAGAUUCAGUAUCAUUUUAUGAAUAACCUAAAAUAAAGAUAA